UGUACGUCCAUACUCUACAUUUGAUGUUAAACCACGGAGUGCAGUGCAGUGUUUAUUUACGCGUUUUAUGUAAUUGUGCAUUACCUACAUUGUAAUUCAGUACAAACAAUAUUGUUCUUCUGGUUUAACAAUAUUAGUAGCGAUUUGUAAAAGAAAUGAGUGAAAGGAAAAGAGAUUAUCCCAGCGGUGCUGAGAAAAGAAAAAAUAAACGGAAAAGGGAAGAGGUUAUAAAAAAAGUGCCCAAAAUUUCUUCAUUUUUUCAGAGACAAGAUACUGUGAGUGAUUUAGAUUGGAAAGAUUCUUCUGAAGCACGUUCUGCGUCAAAUAUCCAUUCGGAAAUAGAAGAAAGUCAAGCACAUACUUCAUCGGAUGUCCAUCCAGAAAUUGAAGAACACCAAGUCAACGAUUCUGAUAUAUUUGAGGAUUGUAAUAUAAUUUCAUCAGAUAGAGGAAAUUUCGGUGACAAUUUAUCUGAAUGCGAACGAAAAAUAAUUUUUAAAUUGGGUCCAUUUAAACCACAAGGACCAUUUCCAAAAGAUCCAGAAAGUAACCGACCUUUUUCGGCCUAUUAUUAUUCAUAUUUCAAUCAGGCAGGCAUAAAACUUGUAAGACCAUGGUUAUGUUAUUCUAACGUUUUAAACAAACCGUACUGUCACUUCUGUUGGUUAUUAGCAGAUCGUCAAAACAAAUCGUACUCCUCUGCUUGGGUUAACGGUGUUUCGGUUAGAAGCAAUUUUACGCAAACUAUACUUGACCAUGAAAGUCACAGCAGCAUAUGA
Messenger RNA from Amyelois transitella, 779 nucleotides. Its product is annotated as zinc finger MYM-type protein 5-like. The record is from RefSeq and is a predicted model, not a curated record. Lineage: Eukaryota; Metazoa; Arthropoda; Insecta; Lepidoptera; Pyralidae. Bases 156 to 779 code for a protein of 207 amino acids. The transcript is spliced from 2 exons.